Molecule: messenger RNA, 756 nt
Organism: Geodia barretti
Lineage: Eukaryota; Metazoa; Porifera; Demospongiae; Tetractinellida; Geodiidae
Source: the annotation of a GenBank genome assembly
AUGAAUACUGACCCGCAUGAAAAACAGGGCAUUCUGGAGCGUCUAGCGAGUGGCGAGGUCCUGAUCUCGGACGGGGCUACCGGAACCUACCUACAACAGAGAGGUCUGGAAGCCGGCGGCUGCCCUGAGGAGUUCAAUGCCAGCCAUGCCGACGUAGUGCGAGGUAUGGCAAGAGACUACUUCGAGGCAGCCUCGGUGGGCCCGACAGGGGAGAUGAUGGAACCGCUGCCAGAUGGCGUCAGCGCGUCAGAGAUGUACGACGCGCUUGCCGAGCAGAUCACCGCACUUGCGGGUGGCGGCGCCGACGCUAUACUGAUCGAGACCCAGAUGGCCCUGGAAGAAGCGAUCACCGGGAUCCGAGCUGCCAGGGAAAACACCGACCUGCCCGUGUUUGCAACGAUGGUCUUUGACCUCGGGCCGAGAGGGUUCUUCACAAUGAUGGGCGUCACGCCAGAGAAGGCCGUUCACGACCUACGUGAGGCAGGUGCGGAUGUCGUGGGAGCGAAUUGCGGGAACGGCAUAGACAGGAUGGUCGAUCUUGCCGAGCAGAUGCGCGCAGUUGACGACGGUCUGAUGCUGAUUCACUCUAACGCCGGGAUCCCCGACAUGAAGGGCGGCCAGAUCAUUUACAACGAAGGGCCGGAGUACUAUGGCCGAGAGUUCAAGCGCCUGGCCGACCUCGGUGUGAACGUCCUGGGCGGCUGCUGCGGUACAGGCCCGGAUCACAUAAGAGCACUGAAGGCCUCGGUGAAGUAA